CAGAAUGUAGGUAUUCCUUGUGUAUGCCUGGACAGACAGGAAGUGCAGUGAGCAUAUGGUUUGCCCUUGUUCUAUUUGCAGAGUGUUUGUGUUUAUGCAAACAGGCGUACUCCUGCAUAUUAAACCACAGCACCUGCUCAUGUGUGCACAGUCCACAUAGGCUACACACUUCUUACGCUACUGCUUUGAACUCAGCUGAACACCUACAGCGCUGUGCUUUUUCUGCCAAGGUCAGUGAGUCCAGAUGCAUGAGUCUGGGUCAGAACAGACAGCCUGCACCAGUCCAGCCAAUCAGACAGAGAAUGGGGACAGUGCUGAGAAGGAUGAUUGGCUGAGCACUCAGACUCCAACUCCAGAGGGUUCUGGGGCUGACAGCCAGCAGCAAAACCAGGUUCCAGUCUCAGUGUCUAUGAUGACACCUCCGGUGGAGACUCCUCAGCAGACACUAAAGCAGCAGCAGGUCCUCAAUCCACAGCAGAUCCAGGCCCUGCUCCAGCAGCAGAAAGCACUCAUGUUACACCAGCAACACAUACAGGAUCUCUGCCAGAAACAGCAGGACCAGUUCAAUGCCCAGCUCCUACAGCAGAAGCAUGCUGAGAAGUCAGGCCAAGAGCAGCUAGCUGCUCAACACAUGGCCAUCCAGCAGCAGCUCUUGCAGGUCCAACAGCAGCACCUCCUCAGCCUCCAGAGACAGGGUCUCCUGUCUGUCUUGCCCUCCAUGAGCCCCUCUGCAGCUCAGGGUUUAAUGAAAGGGUGUGAGAAUGGCACCAGCCUGCCCUCUGGUGGUGAGAAUCCGGCCACUCUUCAAAAGAACCUGCUCCACAGCCAGCAGUCCACCACCAAUGGGAAUCAUGCAUCACAGCCCCUAAAGAAGAAAGACGGUGGUCCUGUGGAUGAUCACACACAAAACACUCACCCUCUCUAUGGACACGGCAUGUGCAAAUGGUCUGGCUGUGAGGCAGUCUUUGGAGACUUUCAGGCUUUUCUCAAGCAUCUGAACAGUGAACAUACACUGGAUGACAAGAGUACAGCACAGUGUCGAGUGCAGAUGCAGGUUGUUCAGCAGCUGGAACUGCAGUUGAAAAAAGACAAAGAGCGUCUGCAAGCCAUGAUGUCUCACCUCAAAUCCUCUGAGCAAAAGUCAAAACCAGCAACACCAACGGUGAAUCUUGUGCCCAACGUCUCCUUCUCCCAGGUGACGUUUCCCAAGGUGCUUCCUUCCAUGAGCUUGUCUCAAAGUGCCACUGCUCCUUCCACCCCCCUGACACCACCCCCAACCUCAUCCUCUAUCAUCCCACCCCACACCCUGCUCACCGUGAGCCCUGGAAGGAGAUGCUACUCAGACAGCAAGACCAUGAAAUACAGCAAGACCAUGAAUCAAGAUAUUGUUCAGAAUAAAGAGUUCUACGUCAGUACAGAAGCUAGACCGCCAUUUACAUACGCAGCCCUAAUAAGACAGGCAAUAUUUGAAUCACCCUAUAAGCAGCUGACACUAAAUGAAAUCUACAAUUGGUUCACACGAACAUUUGCCUAUUUUAGACGCAACGCAGCAACAUGGAAGAACGCAGUGAGACACAACCUCAGCCUCCACAAGUGUUUUGUGCGAGUGGAGAAUGUAAAAGGAGCUGUGUGGACAGUUGAUGAGAUGGAGUUCCAGAGGAGAAGGCCCCAGAAGCCUGCUGGUGAAGGGUCUCUCAAGAGGGAGAACACUGGCCAUGGUCACAGCUCCGCUUUCCUUACUCCUAAGCAGGAGGAGAUAAAUGCAGCUCUCUGGUAUGGGAAUGGAUCCUACAGUGACAGCAGUGAAGAGCAGUACCCUAUGCACCCACUCAUAAAAGAAGAGCUAAUGGACGAGGAGGCGUAUGAGAAUGUGCCCCAUGACUGUUCAGAGACUGAGAGCUCUGAUGAGCACAGCUCAGAUGUGGAUGAAGAAGGCGGUAGCCCAGAGAGACCCAACCUGCAGCUGGCUCAUGUGCCUUCGCAGUGAAAGAGGGACUGUAUUCCAACCUGUCAAUCUCCACUGCAAGACUCCCACAUUGGACAACUAUGAAAUAUACCAAAUUAAUAUAGAACUACUUCAUAUCAAGUGGAAAAACACACAUUUUCUGUUGAGGAAAUAAAUGACUUUUAUUUAUUGAGGAUAUUUUGUCCUCACUGUUGUACUGGGUUUUAUCCACCGGAGCUCAUGUUGAAGACAAGAGCUGAUGGCGGAAGCAUUGUAACACCCCUUGUCCUCAAAUAAUGUACCCCAAUCGGCUUAUUGUGAGGCUGUACAACCAAUGACGAAGCCCUAUGGGGAGCUGGCUCAGUGAUGCAGAGAUUAAUUUUAUUUUCCUUCAAGAAUGUGUAUAUCAAUAACCAGAGCAUUGGCAAUAUUUAUGGACAGCACUUCCUGAAGAUAAAUGUUUGUUCUCUCCCCCCAAUUAAUUUUGACAUGUGAGUACCAGACAACCACCAGAUUGUAACCAUCUGUUCUGUUUGACAUGACAUCCUUGAGAAUUGGUUACUUUUAAAAGGGAGCUGUACACUGCCAAAAAUAUGAUUUAUGUGUAACCUAUCUGUUGGGAUAUUAUUAUUUGUGUAGCCUACUAAUGGUCUUUUUUCCCCCACUGUCCCAAACAUGGCUUUUUGGACUUAUUUAGCGUUGUAUCAGACAUUCCCAUAGUUGUGCACUAAAAGCUGUCUCUAAUAAAUUCUGUAUAAAAAGUGUG
Molecule: messenger RNA, 2711 nt
Organism: Coregonus clupeaformis (lake whitefish)
Lineage: Eukaryota; Metazoa; Chordata; Actinopteri; Salmoniformes; Salmonidae
Product: forkhead box protein P1-B
Exons: 16
Coding region: 245-1987 (580 amino acids)
Biological process (GO): regulation of transcription by RNA polymerase II
Cellular component (GO): nucleus
Molecular function (GO): DNA-binding transcription repressor activity, RNA polymerase II-specific; RNA polymerase II cis-regulatory region sequence-specific DNA binding
Source: RefSeq, a predicted model, not a curated record